UGAAAGAUAGUAGCUAUUCUUGACAUACUUGGACUCACUGCGUCACGUCUUUCAGGUGCCCGGAUGAGCCUCGGUGGUCCGGGGUGCAGGCUUCAAACCUGUAGCUGCUUAGCGGCAGAGUGGUUCAAUUCCACCUUUCGGGCGUGAAUUUUCUGUCCUUGUUUUGUUUUGUUUGUCUCGCCUGAAUUAUUUAACCGUAGCUUUAAAACGGUUUAACUGUAGAAUAAUUUCUUCGUCGCACACCUUUCUCUGUUUAUUUUUUAAUCUAUCUACUUUAAACUCGUACUAAAUGACUUUAUUUGAGUGAAAAUAGCAACAAAUCAUCUAAUACGAAGGGCAAACAGGAAACACUUCCGUGUUACCCGGAAGCAAAACCCGCUUAGACGUGUUGAGUGAUCCAUUAUUCCAGCCAAUCGCUAGGACGGGAAUGCUUCACAUGGUCCAAUCACCUCUCUGACAGCAAUAGGUGGGCCUUGUGACGGAAGCAUGUCUGGGAAGCUGGUGGAAAACGUCCUUGUACUCGUGAUUUUUAGUUUAACUUGCAAUUUACACAAGCGUUUCUACUAACCGAGCGGAUUUUCCCUCCCCACAAUAUUCAACGUUUGAGAGAUGCCUCUCCAUAAAUACCCACCCAAGAUGUGGGACGCUCUGAAGCUGAAGCAGGGCAUCUACGCUCGCCUGCCAAAACAUUACCUCAAGUCCCUUGAGCCGAAGGAGGCCACGCCUGUCCACUGGAGACCGCUGGGGGUCAAGUAUCGACUCAACCCCAAGACGGGGCAGAAGGAGCGAGUCCAGGACAUCCCCAUCCCCAUCUACUACCCUCCACAGUCGCAGGAGGGCCUGUGGGGAGGAGAGGGCUGGAUUUCUGGCUUCAGAUACGCCAACAACGAUAAAAUGUCCACUCGGGUCCCGAAGACGUGGAAGCCUCAGCUGCUGAAGAGAGAGCUGUACAGUGAAAUCUUGGAUCACAAGUUCACCAUCACAGUCACACCGCGCACCCUGGACCUCAUCGAUGAUGCCUAUGGAUUUGACUUCUACAUCCUCAAGACCCCCAAAGAAGAUUUGAACUCCAAACUUGGGAUGGACCUGAAGCGAGCCAUGCUCCUGCGUCUGGCUCGCAAAGACAAGGAGCUGUACCCCCACGACGCUGCAAAGAGGGAGACCAUGUACAACAGAUAUAAGAAAUUCUUGGUGCCCGAGGAGGAGGCCGAGUGGGUGGGACUGAGUCUGGAAGAGGCUGUGGAAAAACAGAGGCAGCUGGAGCACAAGGAGCCGGAGCCGCACUUCAAGGUCUGUAUGGAGAAGCUGGUGGAGGAGCUGGAGAUCCAAAAACUGUCAGAGCCUCAUGUCAUCGAGAAGAAAUGAGGUGCAGAGAGGAGAACGCACCAGACUUUCAGACGCCGCUGGCGCCCUCCCUGUUGAACUACCAGCAGUGUCAGGCUGGUUGGACUGAGCAUAAGCGAAGACAAAGGGAUAUUUACUGGCUGCUUCCAAACAAAUCCAUGGCUUCUAGUCAGGCGGACGUCAACAGAGUUCAAAUAAACCUGGGUUCUUCAGUGUCCCUGAGAAGCGCUCGUGUUUGUGGCGUUACGCUUCCUGAACUUACACAUGCGUUUCUCUCCAGACAUUUACAUGAACGUCGUGAACUUCCUCUUUCUACUAAAAAAAUAAACACCUCUAAUUUGCAUCGCCAGGUUUUAUAACGCUUUGCAGAAGUGAAAUUAGACCCAACGUCUGCGUGCGUGUCGCGAUCUGCCCACUAGAUGGAGCUAAGACACGAGGACUUUCAAUCGAACCGAAACCCUGGUUCAGGGUGUAGGACGGUGGGAGUGUUUUUAACCAGAUAACUAUUGAGAAUAAAUUAUACUCAGAUUCAUGACCAUAUCUCAAACUUUCCAUUUGCGUACUUCGCACCCACCAAUCAUGUCUUAUCUUUAUAUCACUUUUUAUGGGGGUCGCAUCACCGUAUUUAUAAUUUAGGUUUCAUAGAAAGCGCCUGCGACUCUCGUGAGUCAGACAGGUGCAAUAUAAGGGUUUUAUUAUUACUGUUGUUUGCUUCUUAUUCUGCUGUGACGUGUUGGCAAAACAAACGCCGUCACUCCGCGAUACAGUCAUGUGAAGAGACGCACACGACUGACUUUUAAUUCACUGGAAGUGUACGUUAAAACUGAAGGCAAUUCAAUACACAGUAUUAUAUUAAUAUUUAAAUAUUAAAUUCAUACCAAUUGUCGAUUGGUUCUGGAAACACGUGGCCAUUGUUGCUUCC
This is a messenger RNA of Synchiropus splendidus (mandarinfish), 2266 nucleotides long. RefSeq names its product mitochondrial ribosomal protein L28 (gene mrpl28). Gene Ontology annotation, cellular component: mitochondrial large ribosomal subunit. Lineage: Eukaryota; Metazoa; Chordata; Actinopteri; Syngnathiformes; Callionymidae. The record is from RefSeq and is a predicted model, not a curated record. Gene Ontology annotation, molecular function: structural constituent of ribosome. The transcript is spliced from 6 exons. Bases 610 to 1365 code for a protein of 251 amino acids.